CUAACACGCUCUGCUCUGAACGAUCUAUAUCUACUAGCCGUGUUUCUGCGCUGAAGAAUUAGUCCAUUUUGUGCAGCAGCUGAGGAGAGGGAGGGAUGCUUUCGUUUCUGUAGGAAUGCCUGUUGCGAAAUCUGUAUCAUUGCCGUUGGAUAAGGGUCUUAUUUCGGCACGAUGAAUCUGAUGGGGAAAGUGGCGCUGGUGACGGGUGGAGCUCGGGGGAUGGGAUAUGCAUUUACUGAGGCCCUGCUGGAUCAGAAAGCAAAGGUGUGUUUUUGUGACAUAAAUGAAGAUUUGGGAUUGAAGUCACUCCAAGAGCUAAAAUCUAAGUUUGGAGAAACAAAUGUUAUGUUCCAAGUAUGUGAUGUCACAAGGCAACAACCAAUGGAAAAUUUAUUUCAAAGUGUCAAAGAGAAGUUUGGUUGUCUGGAUAUCGUCUGCAACAAUGCCGGGUUGGGCGGGGAGACGUAUCCUUUAUGGGAGAAAGCUGUUGACGUUAAUUUGAAAGGAACAACCAGGGGGACAUUGCUGGCUCUUGAACACAUGAGGACGGACAAAGGAGGAAAUGGAGGCGUUAUCAUUAACGUAUCGUCUGCGGCAGGGUUGAAUGUGAAUCCCUUAUCCCCCGUCUACAGUGCAACAAAAGCGGCCAUUAUAGCGUUAACUCGGAGUUUGGCGAUGAAUUCUGAUGUGAAGUCUGCCGGAGUUCGACUUAAUGUAUUCUGUCCAGCCUUUGUUGACACAGAUUUAGUAAAAGAAAUCAAUGAAGAGAACUGCUUAGACGUCAAGAAAGCCCAUCAGUUCCUGAAAGUUAUUGGAAUGAUAACCAAAGAAGAAGCUGCCGAGAGUUUCAUGGAACUGGUUUGUGACGUGAACCAAAAUGGAGCCGUUUUGAAGUGUUCCAAAACGGAUGGUAAACAGUACAUGUCGAUAGAGGCGAAACCUUUGACGUAGAGGGUACUGGCAUCUCGGUUUCAUCGAAAAAAGUGAAGUCUUUUGUAUCGUUGUAAAUCAAUACCAAUUUAAAAUAUACUCUGUCGAUAAAGAAAGGGUUAACACGAUACCCUGAAUGAUAUACAAACUGAACAGUAUCCGAAAUGUCAAAUGGAAUUUGAGGAGAAUUAAAACAGUGGCAUAAUCUAUUUUAAUUUUUAAUACGUCAUAAUUCUGAAUAGCAAUCGCAGUUCAGUUCAGAUCCGAUAUCGUUCAAAAAUAAUUGUGAUUAUACAUGUUUCAUCGAUAUUUUAUAAAUUGAUAUUCUUUGAUAUUGUGUACAUUAUUUUUAAUGAUAUUUUUAUAUGUAUUUUGCAAAACAAAACAAGAGAAAAAAAUGAAAUAACAUGUUUUUCAUCAUCUGAGGGACUUCUAGACGAACAAUGCAUAUAUAUGUACCAUAUUUAUUUAUUGUAUUGAUUACCAAUUAAUAUAACCAAUUACCUAUAGUUUACUAUAUACUUGAAUGUUGUAAAUGUAGUAUUGUACCAUAUUAUAAAAUGUUGAAAUAGAGUUGUGGAACUUUGAGCCUGUUAGUGCAAUAUAUACGUACAAAGAGCAUUUAAAUUUCAAUGGAAUAUAAUUUUUCUAGUAUAUUGUUAUCGUCAUUUCAUUUCGGAUUAUUGCUGAAGUGUAAAUCUGUUGUGUUUGACUACCAUUGUGUAAGGUAAAUUAUACUGAGUAAGCAUUUUUUUUUCAAAUUUUAACCACGUGAAAUUACCUUUUUUUAAUUAUAUUUUUUACAACAGUAUUGUUCAAAACAGAAUACCUCAUUUUUUGUACCUUUUUUGAAUUAACUUACAGUAUUAUAAUAUUGCAUUUACUUUGUUAGGCAAAAUAAUCCAUUAGACAAUAAUACAUAUUAAUGUGAUGAUUAUAUUUUUUUUAUUCCUGUGAUUUGUAUAUAUAGUGACAAAUGGCUUUGUAAAUUCUUAAGAAUAAAACUGUAAUUGCACAGAAUAAAAAUACAUGCCAACAAUAAGAUUGAAUUUAAAGGCAAUUUAUAAGAAAAUGGAUGAGGUCACUAAUGUCUUGAUUUUGAAAUUAAUUGUAAAAUAUUUGUAUUGGAAUGAAUUCAGCUAUAUAAUUUCUGAUUUACUUUGAUAUGAGAGCCUGCAUAGUCUUUUUGUUUAAAAAAAAUGUUUUGUAAAAUAACUUUAAGACAUUAAAGGCAGAUUUUUCAGAUGA
This is a messenger RNA of Saccostrea echinata, 2178 nucleotides long. Its product is annotated as 15-hydroxyprostaglandin dehydrogenase [NAD(+)]-like. Gene Ontology annotation, cellular component: cytoplasm. Lineage: Eukaryota; Metazoa; Mollusca; Bivalvia; Ostreida; Ostreidae. Bases 172 to 951 code for a protein of 259 amino acids. The transcript is spliced from 7 exons. Gene Ontology annotation, molecular function: oxidoreductase activity, acting on the CH-OH group of donors, NAD or NADP as acceptor. The record is from RefSeq and is a predicted model, not a curated record.